AUAAUUAGACUAUAUUUGUCUCUGAAUCUCUUACACAACAUGAAAGGGUUUGCCUUGCCUUUUUGUACUCAUUGACUAUUUGACCUGUGCGUACAACCGAUCGAAGUCAUUUAUCGAAUAAUGUAUGCGUCUUGUGCAGCUGUGAGAAUUUGUCCGAUUCCUGGCCUUCAAGUGUGGUUCAGAUAUUUGGUCCAGCAGAACUGUUAAAACCAGCUGGUGAAGGAACAAAGGUGAGUAUCGAGUGUCUAGCGGUUAAACCAGAAAGGGAAGGAGAAGCUUGUUAAACUUGCCAUUUUUUUCUAGUUCCUAGAGGACAUCUGCAAUGUUCAUCUUCCUGUAUUUAAUGAUCUUCGUCAAGCGUAGUUUAGCUGUCAGUACCAACGAAGGGAAAGAGUUUGUCAUCUCGACCCCUUCCUCCAUACUAAACCAUGACGCCUUCAAUAUGUUCCCGAGACUGACGCUCACCAUGGUGUCAGCGGAUGACUGCCAGGUCAGGAUACUAACCCACUGGGCAUUAAAUCCGGAUCUUAUCACUAACACCACGAUCGACUUGCCUGCUGACAAGGCCAAGGUCUUCGUCAAGAACUAUAACUAUUUUGGGUUAGAAAGCGCCAAUGGUGUGAGAUGGGUGUAUCGCUUGAUAGGGACUCAACCCUUUGCAGUCUUGGUGACCAUGAUGGAAAAUGCCAACCUCCUAGAAACGUUUACGGCCCUGCCUGUCAUAGGCUGGGGAAAAAAAUACUUCGUAGUUACUCUAGAGUCAUUUUUCAACGUGGUUCUGGUCAAUCACGUGGGCACGACCAUCGUUGUUAUGCACGUGUUGACGGACAAUGGACAGUUUCGUCUGAAGAUUGACAAACAAGAAUACACAAGGACACAGCGCGCUGUUAUAACACUGUUAGAAUUUCAGGCUUACGGCAUAAGUAGUUGUUCUUUUACUGAAUCAGUAGAAGGAUCGAUCACAGGGUCAUAUCUCGAGAGCGACUCCAUAUUUGGAGUUGUGAAUGGACACUGCAGGGCUAUAACUUACGUCCGGUCAUGUGACUCUAAUGAUAAGAAGGUAUACCGUGGCAAAACAGGAAAUAUCAUGGGAGAGAUGUUGAUACCUUUCGUCUCCUUCGGCAAGUCAUUUGUGACCUUUGUCCCCUUAGGGGUCAGGAAUCCUGGGUUUUACGUCAUAACUGCUUCCGGUGAUCACACCAGGUUGAACAUUUUCAACCAGGGGAGGGAGGAGUGGCAUACUUUACAUAAGGGACAGUGGGUCUCGAUACCGGGACAGUUUGCCUGGCUUGAGUGUGAUGUAGCCUGCCAAGUGGUGUAUUUCCAGAACUCGAGCUGCCUUCAAAAUGGAUUACCGACAGAUAACGGAGGUCCCAGCAUGCUGGUGGUCAUUCCAUGCCAGCUGUACUACUUCAUAUAUGCCGUCAUGGUGCCAGAUGUUACAAUGUCUCACUACCUGACCUUGAUAGUAAGACAGAGAGUAGAGGUUGGUCUGCGACAAAUUCACACGAUGUUUGCAGCCGACAACUUUCCCACUCGCUUACUUCAGGACCAUGUGACGAUCAUUGAACACAGCAACUAUCAAGGGAUCUGGGUCGUCGUGCCGUUCAGUGUCCAGAAGAAUGAGAACUUCCUAGUUCUGUCCAACAUCUCCAGGUUUGGCUGCUUUCUUUACGGAGUCGGUGCGACCGCCACGUACAUGCACAACGUGGGCUUCAUCUCGUCCAAUAUCAAUCUAGCGACAUGCAGUAACAGUAUGGGAUCCAUGAAGAUUGGUGACCUGAUUGACAACGAUUGCGACGGAUCAGUGGAUGAGGAGUUCGGCGAUAAGAUGGAUGAGGAUAACGACGGAAAGGCUGAUGAGGACUUGCGACAUUUUUAUAGAGAUAUGUAUGCCAUGGUAAACGAAUAUUCCCCACAUCACCCAGCUUUAAUACAUGACAUCACAUUCAAAGUCAACAUUGACAUUGUGACCACAAAGGCGCCACUGAGGCUCUCGACGUAUGUUCCAAAAAUCAGGACCCCCAAUCCCAUGGUGCCGAUAACAAUAACGACACCUUUACCCACCUUUGAGAAAGAUAACCCCAGCAACGGAUCAUUGGAACAGUUGGGAGAUUAUGGGGAAUGGACGAAGUGGCGGUGUACUGAAAAGUGCAGCAACCCAAUGGAGGAAAGGAGGAGAUCUUGCAAAUUGAUAACUAGCAAAUCUCGAUGUAACACUUCACUUGUAGAGACCAGGCAAGCAACGUGUCACGUAGGGAAGACGUGCCCUGGAGAUUGUCCAGAUUUUAAAUGGGAUUUGAACUGCGCUAGCUCGUGUCAGAACUGCGAGAAGCCGUGCGACAAAUUUACUGGAAAAUGCCAGCAAUGUAAAUCGGGAUUUCAAAUACCAGAAAAGUCAUGCACUAUAUCCUGCAAACACAACCAGUUUGGCAAAGACUGUCUAGGGAAUUGUCUAGAAAAAUGUGGACAAGAUUGUGUGGAAAGAAUUAACGGAGAUUGUCCAUCGCAAAGUACAGGUCUACUUAUUGGCAUAAUUAUUGCAGUCAUAUUUUUGAUAGUGGGAAUCUUCAGCUUCCUAACCGUACAGAGAAAAAGAACGCAACUGGCGAAGCCGAAUGAGAAUUCCGAGAAUACCGCCAUGUCGGAAAUGUCCAACUCAAAGUCACAAAUCUCCAACAAAACACACGAAUCGGCAGCAACGGAAAAAUCCGAAAAAUCUGAAAAGUCCAAUAAAAGUCCAGCGGAAGAGGGGACUUUCGAUGUCUCCAAGGCCAAAUCUAAUAUCACAGUAUAGAUAUCUUCGAACAGACUCACAAGCUUUCACUUAUUUAUGAUAUUUGUAUAUGACAGUUUACUUUUUAAAUAGAUUGUGUAUUAU
Molecule: messenger RNA, 2881 nt
Organism: Biomphalaria glabrata
Lineage: Eukaryota; Metazoa; Mollusca; Gastropoda; Planorbidae
Exons: 23
Coding region: 323-2797 (824 amino acids)
Source: RefSeq, a predicted model, not a curated record